AGUUGACGGUAGACGCUGUAACGCUGCGCAACGCAAAAAACUCGCGAAGUGCCCGUGACCGAGUCAUUUUAAAGCUGGUAUCAGAGGCAUGUCCAAAGGAAAACCAAUCAACAACAGAGAUAUUUCAACACAUCAUCAUUCUUACAACGGUUCAUUUUAACAACACAAGUCUUCAGUCUCAUAUUUUAUUUCAUUUAGUAUAGUGCGUUGUGCGUGCGAGUGACUAGAUAUAGAAGAAUUUGGAGACUUUUUUUUGGUUUUAUGUCCAUAAUUGGAGAUGGGACGAAGUAAUGUCCAUGUUAUAUGUGCUGUGCUGAUUUUUAUUUUAACAAUUGUUGAUGCCGGGAUUUUGGACACUUUCAGUUGGGCGAGAUCCGACAAGAUCGAAGUGAGCUUGCCUUGGUUGCCAUUUGAAAAUGAAUCCAGAUGCUACGAUGAACUGGGUUGUCUUAACAUUACUAGAAGUUGGUAUCACCUGAUCAACAGGCCAUUCAACGUUUUUCCAUUACCGAGAUCUGUGAUAAACACUAGGUUUAUACUGUAUACGAGAACUAACCCUACUGAGGGUCAAUUAAUAAAGGCUCAAAAUCAGUCCAUCAAUGAGUCCAACUUCGACAUCGAGAAAAAAACUAAGUUCAUUAUACAUGGAUUUAUCGACACGCCUUUAUCAAAUUGGGUUGGCGACAUGAGAGAUGAACUUCUAAAGGCAGCAGACGUAAAUGUCAUCGUAGUAGACUGGGCAGGUGGAAGCCUACCUUUAUACACCCAGGCUACUGCGAAUACGAGACUAGUCGGUAUGGAAAUAGCACACUUGAUCAACUAUUUGGUGAAAAAAUAUGACUAUGACGCAAGAGAUGUCCAUAUAAUCGGGCAUUCUCUAGGAGCCCAUACAGCAGGCUACGCAGGAUCUUUGGUGUCAGGACUGGGCAGGAUAACAGGACUGGAUCCUGCUGAGCCAUAUUUCCAGGGAAUGCCGGCUCAUGUGCGCCUUGAUCCAACCGAUGCUGAACUCGUUGACGUCAUACAUACUGACGGAAAAGGAAUUUUCUUUUUAGGCUAUGGUAUGUCACAACCCUGUGGUCAUCUAGAUUUCUACCCUAAUAAUGGUAAAGAACAACCAGGUUGUGAUAUUACACAAACACCUUUAGUACCAUUAACCUUAAUAAGAGAUGGCCUGGAAGAAGCCUCAAGAGUGUUAGUGGCUUGUAACCACGUUCGAGCUAUAAAACUUUUUAUCGACAGUAUAAACACACAAUGUCCCUACAUAGCUCAUCAAUGCGCAAAUUUUAACCAGUUCAUGGGAGGAAAAUGUUUUAACUGCAAACCUGGAUCUAACUGUGCUAUAAUGGGAUACCACGCCGAUAAUACGCCAGGUUUAGACAACGAGGUCUCGCCACAGACUAAAAUUGACACCAUAGGGUCGAAAUAUUUCCUUACCACUGGACGGGAAUAUCCGUAUUGCAAUCGCAUGUACCGCAUAAGCGUGGAACUGGCGAAACCGGGCCUGGCCGAGACCUGGGUGCAAGGCUUCGUGAGAGCCUCUCUGUACAGCCCGGCGGGCGUGAUACACGCCGACCUAACCUCGUCCGGGGACACGAGGCUAGAGCACGGUACGACUUACACGACCGUAGUCUCGCACCCGGUGGAUUUGGGCGGGAGCGUCAGGAAAGUGGAGUUGAAUUGGGAGUACGACAUGAACGUUCUGGAGCCCAGGACGUUGUGUUUGUUUUGGUGCAACGACCAUUUGUAUGUUAAGAGCGUGAUGGUGGACGAGAUGGAGAUGCCUGGGAGAGGUAAAAGGGAUGCACAAUUUUCGAGCAGACUAUGUACGAAGGGGAAAAGGGAGUAUGCAGACAUAGCGAACAGGGGAAAAGGCAUUUUCCUGGACGCAUGCAAAUCGUCAAAUAAAUACGACAAAAGCUAG
Molecule: messenger RNA, 1924 nt
Organism: Brassicogethes aeneus
Lineage: Eukaryota; Metazoa; Arthropoda; Insecta; Coleoptera; Nitidulidae
Source: the annotation of a GenBank genome assembly